Pyrus x bretschneideri (Chinese white pear) is the source of this 644-nucleotide messenger RNA. RefSeq names its product xyloglucan endotransglucosylase/hydrolase protein 2-like. The record is from RefSeq and is a predicted model, not a curated record. The coding region runs from base 1 to 621 and encodes 206 amino acids. The transcript has 3 exons. Gene Ontology annotation, molecular function: hydrolase activity, hydrolyzing O-glycosyl compounds. Gene Ontology annotation, biological process: carbohydrate metabolic process. Lineage: Eukaryota; Viridiplantae; Streptophyta; Magnoliopsida; Rosales; Rosaceae.
AUGAGGAUCAGAUUACCAGAAGCCUGGAAUACUGCUGAUGUUUGCACAACUUUUUAUCUAACUUCAGGCGAUGAACCUCAUCAGGAUGAGCUGGACUUUGAGCUUUUGGGAAGCAAACCCGGGGGGGAAAAAUUAUUGCUGACAAAUGUUUUUAUAGAUGGUCAGGGCGGUAGAGAGGAAACCAUGACAUUUUGGUUUGACCCCACCACUGAGUAUCAUGACUACCAAAUUCUUUGGAACCACCAUCAAAUUGUAUUUUAUGUUGACCAAUUCCCAAUUAGGAUUUUCAAGAACAACAAAAAAUUUGGAGUUCCCUACAUAUCAAAACCAAUGAAAAUACAAGCAAGCUUGUGGAACGCAGAGUGGGCAACUCGUGAUGCAGAUAUAGAUUGGAGAUAUGCACCUUUUAAAGCUCACUACCAAGGAUUUGACGUAAACGGCUGCACACCACAGAACUCCAUCAAAGAUUGUUAUGGGCACAGAUAUUGGUGGAACAGUAGGAAGCAUUGGGAACUUGACUCCAACGAACGACAAAAAUACGAGGAUAUUAGAAGAUUUUUGGUAUAUGACUAUUGUUCAGCUGGUUUUCCAAGGAAACCAGAGUGCGAUCUGAAUGGAUAGAUUGAAGAAGUUUCACUACUAGA